CCGACAAUUAAACGGGACGGUCGCGGCCCAUGACAGCGUUGGUUCGGAGGCCCGUCUAGAUUGAUGCAGUGCCUUCGUGUUAGAACCGCAGGCGUGUCGACAUGUUGAAAAGCCACAGCAGAAAGACUCUGCUCUCUGCAGCAGGCGCGAGCGUCACUUGCCUCGCGCUGCUCCUGCUGCUCGCGCAGCGCCAGAGGAGCGCGACUGAAGGCGCGCGGAGGGAGAGAGAGGUCGGCCUGCGCUCGCUGCAGAGUCUGGGAGAAGCGGGCACGGAAGACGGGAUUCAGAGUGAGCAGGCCGGCGGGAAGAGGGGCUUUUCCGCGUACUUCUCCAAGCUGACUCGAAACAGGAGGGAGGCGGAGAAGCCCGGCGGCGCAGCGGGCGCGACGUCCAGCCCGCCGCCCGCUGAGAACAUCAGCGCGGAUGACAUCUUCAUCGCCGUCAAAACCACCAAGAAGUUCCAUAAGUCCAGGUUGGAGCUGCUGCUUGACACUUGGAUUUCAAGGAACGUGCAGCAGACGUACAUCUUCACAGAUGGUGAGGAUGAAGAGCUGAAAAAGAAAAUGGGAAGCCAUGUCAUUAACACCAACUGCUCUGCUGCACACAGCCGCCAAGCUCUGUCUUGCAAGAUGGCUGUGGAGUACGACAAGUUUAUUGAGUCAGGCAAUAAGUGGUUCUGCCACGUGGAUGACGAUAACUAUGUGAACAUGAAGACCCUUGUCCAGCUGCUCUCUCAGUACCCUCACACUCAAGACAUGUACAUUGGCAAACCCAGCUUGGACCGGCCCAUUGAGGCCACUGAGAGACUUGGGGACAACAAAAUGCGGCCUGUUAAUUUCUGGUUCGCCACCGGAGGGGCGGGUUUCUGUGUGAGUCGUGGUCUAGCUCUGAAGAUGAGCCCUUGGGCAAGUGGUGGUCAUUUCAUGAACACUGCGGAGAAGAUCCGUCUCCCUGACGACUGCACCAUCGGUUACAUCAUCGAGUCAGUUCUGGGGGUUCCGCUUACCCGCAGUAACCUGUUCCACUCACAUCUGGAGAACCUGCAACAGGUGUCCAGAUCAGAAGUACACAAACAGAUUACAUUGAGUUAUGGAAUGUUUGAGAACAAGAGGAAUAUCAUCAACAUGAAAGGGGCUUUCUCAGUUGAGGAGGACCCAUCCAGGUUUAAGUCUGUGCACUGUCUGCUCAAUCCAGACACUCCGUGGUGUCCUCCACAGGUUGCCUAUUGAGGUGACCAGCUCCUCUCUUGUAUCCUCGUCUCAGCUGUGCCUCGGUAUCUGAAAGGCACCUGGGACCAGUGUGGUAUUGGCCCGUGUGGCUGCUGUGUUUUUGCUGCAGUGGAACAUGGCCUCUCGUGUGUUUUUUCUUAUUGGGCUGCUGUGCGGCCCGCCUUUGAAUGCUUCCUUUCUGCCUGGUGCCUGAGCUUCCGGUCUGCUCUCAGCACCAAGCUUCGCAGGCAAUCAGCUGUGCUUUACGUCCUUCAUGUUGCUUGUUAUCCAAUUUGCAAUUCUCAUAGAAUGUGCAUUUAUAUCACUUCCAAGCCGUUUUUGCCAGCUUUACAUGCUUUGUUCGUAUUAUGUGUUUUUUUUUUUUUUUUUUUUUUUCCCCAUCCCAUUUUCCAAAUGCUAUUCAGGAUUAUCCAGUUCUUUCCCUCAGGUUGGAUUUAAUGGCCUAGAAAGAGGGAUUUAUUUAUGUAUGGGUGCUUUUGUCUUUUUUUUUCUUUUUUUUCUCACGACUCCGGACAGAAUAACAAGAUGAAGUUUAAUUCCGUUGUUAAUUUCAUUUUCAGUUACAGUGUUAUAUCAUUGUUACUUUUAUGUAAUAUAAUAACAUUAUGAUAUUUUAAGAUGUGCUGGCAAUAGGCAAUUUUCCUUAUGUGCCAUCAGGUUAUAUGAAUCUGUGGUAUGUUGGGAUAAAGCACUUUUCUCCCUUACUGAUCUGAAAAUGAUGAUGACGGGAUUCAUAGCUGUGUGAUAUAAUAUAAGCCCCCCAAACCUUUAGAUUUUAUUAUAUUUAAUGCCAUUACUUGCAUUCAAUCAAUCUUGGCAUAUAGUUUUGAGGUUUUGAUAUGACAUCUCAAUCUGUUAGCUUUGCUCUGAAAUAUAUUUAAUGGAAAGUUGCACAGCUUGAUUUGAACUGCUUGUUGCUUGUGUGAAGUCCCCCUUGCAAAUGUUUACAUGUCCUUCAAGAGUAGAGCUUGCCUUAGUCACCCACUGCUCCAUAGACUAUAAUGUGCAUGUUACUCAUUUUUAAUGUUGGGCAGCUAUAAUGUAGUGCAGUCAUUAUGGAGUUUCACCUUCCAGAUAGUCUGCCAUCUGGGCAUCACUGUACCCUCUUAAAGCUUGCAGAUCUUAUCACUUCACACAAGCAACAGCAGUGUUCUAUAUACAGAGAACAGCUUUCUCUGUGUGGAAAUGACCCAUAUUGGGUGCACUGUAUCUUAUUUUAAAGCAGUAUUUAUUUACUGUGCCAUGUUUAAAUGAUUGUAUUUGUACAUUAUGGUUUAGAUGGUAUGUGCUUUUUUCACCUGUGGAUCAGACAUGGUUCUGAUCACUUCUCGGUUGUUUUUUGUAUUGCAUUGAAUUGUCCUAAUGGCUGUAAUUUAUACUCCAGUAUCUGGAUUCUCCAAUUGUUCAAAUGCCUGUCUCUCAGGGAGCCGUGUCCUGACUAAGUUACCACAGGUGCCGCUGUGGUAACUCUGCAUUUUUAGCUUUCAAAUAAAACAGCAUACUCGCUGAGAAACUAUA
This is a messenger RNA of Pygocentrus nattereri (red-bellied piranha), 2747 nucleotides long. It is a transcript of the gene lfng, whose product is annotated as LFNG O-fucosylpeptide 3-beta-N-acetylglucosaminyltransferase. The transcript has 8 exons. Gene Ontology annotation, biological process: regulation of Notch signaling pathway; pattern specification process. Gene Ontology annotation, cellular component: Golgi membrane. Gene Ontology annotation, molecular function: O-fucosylpeptide 3-beta-N-acetylglucosaminyltransferase activity. Lineage: Eukaryota; Metazoa; Chordata; Actinopteri; Characiformes; Serrasalmidae. The record is from RefSeq and is a predicted model, not a curated record. The coding region runs from base 102 to 1229 and encodes 375 amino acids.